AUGUCGGACCUUCCUGAUCCUUCUCCACCUCGAAUAUCGCGUUCUUCUUCUUCGUCUGCACGGAUGUCUUCUCCUCCUCCACCUCCGCCAUAUGAAUAUGUUCAAGAUAACACAACGCUCCCAUCUCGUGAGUUACCCCAGCGGAUGCUACUUCCCCCUGGUAGGCCUCUAUCGCCUUUGGCAAAGAAGUAUGGCGUCAACACCAAGGCGUAUUGGAUGCGUAACCAUCCAGACGGCCAGGCCCAUUCUGGCAUGGCCAACGUCUGGCCCUUUAACACCCGAGAUCCCCCUAGCCACGACCGAGUCCCGAAUCACAACGAGCUAGAUGAACUAUUCUUGACCGAAACUGAGCAGACAGGCCACCUUCUUAAUGGAUUUCGCACUUGGCAAGUACCAUUAUUCAACGAACAUCUUUACGACGACUUUUGGGCUAAUCCGCCCCAGGGCGUCUCAAACUGGGACCACUGGCAAAACUUUGCUACCAAGCUAGUUACCGUGGACGAGAGCAAGUGGUUCAGCUUUUUCCAACGGGACAAAUGGUUUGAUUUGAGAACGAAUCCGCUGCCUGGGUUAGACAAGCCCAUCCCCGGCUUUGAAGGAAAUUAUGCGCCUAAUAAUCAGGCAUGGUGGAGCGUCGACAACCCAGUCAUUUGGAACACAAUUCGCCCAGGAAUAGAACUGGCCAAUCGUCUCCUUAAUCUGAUGUGUGAUGAACAAAGCGAAUUUAUCAAUGAACUCUUGUAUGCCGAACCAGUACGAUGCGGGAACCAACCAGGGACGAGGUUUGAAGACCCAUUUGUAAAGAAAUGGAUUUGUAGAUUUAAAGAGCCCAUGAAAGAUGUAGCGAGUCCGCUUAUGCUCAAGAAAGGGCUAGAAUACGCGCUCGGAGGAAGAAUGGCUAUAACCUUCAGUGACGAAUCGACCUCUUUCUCAUUCAGCGGCACUGUACUAGGAUUUACCGCUGUCGCGACUUUUGUCCCUUUGGUGAAAUCCAUAAUUCACCUCAGUGUUGGCGAAAUACGUUGUUUAUUUGAAAAAGACAGUACGGUUGUCGAACGUAUUCUGAGUUUAUUCCAGUUUGCUAAUACGUUACUCCACGAGUUAGCGCAUGCCCUCUGGGUAUCUCGUUUCAAAGACGGAGAGGCGACCUCACGACACUACGCCAGAUAUCCUGAACCAUUAUGGCGCGAUAAUUGGAUCUCUGAGUUGGGCUGGAGUUUUGAGCAGGAAAUCUAUGGCGCAAUCGUAAACGGCCUACCAAGGAGCAUGCUCGUAAAUGGAAUACGAAGAGGCUACCAGACCUUCUUAUACGUGGACGACAUUACUAAAGCCGUAUCUAAGGGCAGCGAUCGUGAUUCCACAGACAUGGCAGGAUGGGAGGAGCAGGUUUCUCGAGGAUAUGAGAACUACUACACAGUUCCAGCAUGGUGGGCAUCGGCGAUACUCAGCGAGAAAUAUUGGAGAGAGAUUAUACCUUCUCUCGGGACUGAGGCACUCCGAGCUCCAGCUGUUACUAUUAACAGAACUAAUUUCGAUACAGGCACAGUAGAGGUUGCUGAACCGUCAUUUCCCAUAGUCGUUCAAAGUCGGCCACUGCAAGAUAUAGAGGAAUCGCCAGAAUUCAACUCAGGUACUCCUAGGGGGGUGGCAGCCAAAAAAUAUCUCACCGAACUUGACGCAGUAGUUGAAAAGAUAGAAGCACGGCGCAGAGAUAUCAACCAUGACUUUUUGGCCAGAACAGGAGGUACAUCAUGGUACCCAUGGGAGCGGCAGAAGUGGUCUAUCCUUCCCUGGGGAAACACCAGAGAGAGGCAUUACAUUGAGGAAUUUCGUUAUCAUCACACAGCACGAAAUUACUGGGAGUGUCGAAGAAUAACACGUGCCUGUGAAGAUGAAAUUACUGAACUAUUGGCGAACGCGGGUACCAACACGGAGCAUAAUCUUAAGUUGCCUUUUGGGGUGAUAGCAUUGCUCAUGCAUGCCUCUAUGCCAUAUCUCCAACAUAACAUCCCAACAUCUCAGCAGUACUAUUGGUCCGUGUAUUGGGCUAAUAGCCGUUCGUGGAAGGCGGACGGCUCCGGAUGGUUCAAUGAACUUUCCAGACACGUCCCAAGGAUUGGUCCAUUUAGAGUCCCGCAAGAGUCGGAAACAUAUCAUGUCCUGCCUCACGAUCAGGCGUGUCACGAACGCCCACAUCGUAUUUUAGCCAUGGCCAAGAUGCUUUUUUGGAAGAUUGAGUACCUUCAAGGAGGACCAUUGCCAUGGUUGCGAGCCAUUCUCGACUGUAUCAUUGAGAUGGAGGUGAACCGGGGGCUUAACAUGGACCCUAUCAGCUGGGGGAAUUUUCCGUUUCGGAUUCCUCCAUACAACCCAGAAUCCUACGUACAAGCGACGCACUACCAAGAAAGGCUCCCUAAGGUAGAGCCCUCAUAUCUGAGAUAUGAGGUAGUGGAUAACUGGUUUGACGAUGUCUAUAAUAUGUCAAGCGAGCCAGGUCCACACCACUGGCCUGAGCAGGAUGAUACGCCAGCCGAUCUGGCCCCCCCUGUGAUUCCUGGCCUUCUUCCAUAUUCAUAUCCCGGGAAAAUAGCAGAUCACUAUGACAUCAAUGACUCGUGGAUCGUUGAGCCAGAUAAUGCCAACGGAUACGACCUUCUAUCUCAACUAGGAGCCACCCAGGAUGAUCUUAAAUCAAUCGUUAAACUCUCUCCUGCCGGCCCAAGACUCGUAGGCAAUGCUGAUCACAGGGCGGCGGCGAUUCGCGGGCACCUCGGAACGAUCGUGCCACGUAUAGGGAAGGUAGCUCUAGUUAGAAGAGCAGAGGAAGUUGCGGAAUGUAAUGGUAAACAAGGGCGUCCUGGGUGGAUCAGUUGGGGAUCUCAGGUAUUUGAUGUAACGAAAUUUGUACCAAAAAACAAUACCGAAAGAACUGAACUCCAAAAGAGUGCGGGUGGUCCGAUCUCUCGAACUCUGAAGAGGUCAACACAAUAUUCAAAAGACCUAUAUAGACGUCUUAAACCCUACAUGUGUGGCCAUCUGGACUUACCGUUGCCACCCAGAGCUGAACUAAGACCUUUCACCCCUCGUCUACUGAGGUGGUACGACAACCCUGGUGCUGGGUGUUAUGCAGCUGUGAAUAAAAAGGUUUACGACUUGACAGCUUAUAUGAAUUUUCACCCAGGAGGUUCCAGAGCACUCUUUGCCUGCCUCGGUGUUGAAAAUGACGAAUUAUUUACACAAUUUCAUGAUUUAUCGUUGAUGGAUAACUACAAAAGUCUACAAGUUGGGUACAUGGUUCCGGAAAUACUAGACGAAGACUUGACAAAGACCGAGAUUGCCGUUCACGACUGGGUAUUUGACAUCAAAGCGCUCCAAAUUACCGACCGCGCACUCUACGAUUCUCUCGUGGGUUAUGGUGGCAUGUGUACAGACCACUUCAUAGCAGGAGAAAAUACCCCCGAAGCCAAUCCACUGGUCACAUUAUAUGAAAAGCACAAGCACCUCAUCUGCGGGGGCGCGGAGUAUCAACUCACUGAGAUACCAAGUGGUGAGCUUGCCUUGCACACCGGUGAGGUUUAUGGCGAGCCUGCCUGGGUCUGCAUCUACGGCGAUGUCUACGACGUUUCAGACAUCUUCAGAUGGCCGAACUAUUACGAGCAUGUUAUAGAUCGGAAGUACGGCGGAGCGGUGAUGCAACAAUCGAACUUGACAAACUGGAUUGUAGAUACGAUCGCGAAGGAGAUUCAUCCAUGGCGCGGUAGCAUAUGCCGAAAUGUGGACGUUGCGUUGGAUGGGGCUGCUGAGAUCGCGCGCAACGGCAUAUACAAAAUGAACGGUGACGAGAGCUGGUAG
Messenger RNA from Hypoxylon fragiforme, 3852 nucleotides. RefSeq lists its product as uncharacterized. The coding region runs from base 1 to 3852 and encodes 1283 amino acids. Lineage: Eukaryota; Fungi; Ascomycota; Sordariomycetes; Xylariales; Hypoxylaceae. The transcript is spliced from 12 exons. The record is from RefSeq and is a predicted model, not a curated record. Gene Ontology annotation, molecular function: heme binding.